Messenger RNA from Ananas comosus (pineapple), 4102 nucleotides. Its product is annotated as pentatricopeptide repeat-containing protein At5g27270. The record is from RefSeq and is a predicted model, not a curated record. Bases 54 to 3311 code for a protein of 1085 amino acids. Gene Ontology annotation, molecular function: protein binding. Lineage: Eukaryota; Viridiplantae; Streptophyta; Magnoliopsida; Poales; Bromeliaceae. The transcript has 8 exons.
CCCUAGCGAGCGAUCAGAAACCCCAGAGGUAGGGUUUCUCCUCCGCGACCACAAUGGAUUCCCUCCGCUCCCCGUUCCUCUCCCCCUUCCCCUCUCCCUCCCCCAACCAACCCCAUCGUCGUCUCCCCUCCCCCGCCCCUCUCCGCUCCGCCCUCUCCUCCGACCCCUGGUCCCUCAGCUCCGGCAAUGGCGGCAGCGGCGGCGGCGGCGAGAGGCCCCGAACCAAUCCCUACCGCCGGAACCCUCGGAAGCCCCUCUCCGACGACGACGCGCGGCGCAUCAUCCGCGCCAAGGCGGCGUACCUCAGCCGCCUCCGCCGCAACCAGGGGAGCGGCGCCGAGACCCCGCGGUGGAUCCGCCGCACGCCGGAGCAGAUGGUGAGGUACAUCGAGGGCGACCGCGACGGGCACCUGUACGGGAGGCACGUGGUGGCCGCGAUCCGGGCGGUGCGGGGCCUCUCGUCGCGGCCCGAGGGCUCCUACAACAUGCGGGAGGUGAUGGCGUCGUUCGUGGCGAAGCUCAGCUUCAGGGAGAUGUGCAUCGUGCUCAAGGAGCAGCGCGGGUGGCGCCAGGUUCGGGACUUCUUCGAAUGGAUGAAGUUGCAGCUGUGUUACAAACCUAGUGUUAUUGUCUACACUAUUGUUCUUAGGGCUUAUGGCCAAGUUGGAAAGAUCAAACUAGCUGAACAGAUCUUUCUGGAGAUGCUCGAAGCUGGUUGUGAACCUGACGAAGUGGCUUGUGGAACUCUUCUGUGUGCUUAUGCUAGGUGGGGCCGGCAUAAAGACAUGUUGCUAUUCUAUUCAGCUGUUCGUAGAAGAGGUGUCUUACCUUCUAUUGCCGUAUUUAACUUCAUGAUUUCAUCUUUGCAAAAGCAGAAGCUGCAUGGAAAAGUCAUCCAGUUGUGGAAGCAAAUGUUGGAAGUAGAAGUAGCGCCGAAUCGCUUCACUUAUACAAUUGUUAUUAGCUCACAUGUUAAAGAAGAUCUCAUGGAGGAGGCUUUGGAUAUUUUUGGGAAAAUGAAGAAAGCUGGAUUUAUCCCUGAAGAGGCAACAUACGGUCAUUUAAUCAGCUUAACCGCCAAAAAUGGCAAAAGGGAAGAAGCAUUAAGACUUUAUGAAGAGAUGAGACCUUCGGGUAUUAUCCCAAGUAACUACACCUGUGCCUCCAUGCUUAAUCUAUAUUAUAAGCAUUCAGAUUACUCGAAAGCUCUCUCACUUUUUGCAGAGAUGGAAAGAAAUAAAAUUGUUCCUGAUGAAGUCAUUUAUGGAAUACUUGUUAGGAUAUAUGGAAAACUCGGACUUUAUGAGGAUGCAGAAAGAACAUUCAAAGAGAUUGAAGCAUUGGGUAUUCUUAGCGAUGAGAAAACAUAUGUGGCGAUGGCUCAAGUUCAUAUUAGUGCUGGGAAUUAUGAAAAAGCACUAGAAGUUUUGGAAGUUAUGAGGUCUAGAAACGUUGAACUGUCGAAUUUUGCAUAUAGUGCUUUACUUCGAUGUUAUGUUGCCAAGGAAGACGUAGCUUCGGCAGAAGCUGCUUUUCAAGCACUAUCUAAAGCUAGCCUUCCUGAUGCUGUUUGCUUUAAUGAUUUACUUGUGUUGUAUGUAAAAUUGGGUCUUCUGGAAAAGGCCAAGGGAUUGAUCUCCCAAAUGAGAGAAAAUGAGCUUAAAUUUGAUGAGAACCUCUAUAAGACUGUUAUGGAAGUAUACUGCAGAGAGGGAAAGAUCGACGAUGCUGAAAAAUUACUUGAAGAUAUGGAGAAUAAUGGGUUUGGUAUGGAUAAAACAACUAGGGCAUCGCUAAUGGCAUUAUAUGGGAAAGCAGGAGAGCUUAGGAAAGCAGAGAAUUUGUUAAGGACAACACAGCAACCAGAUACCAAUGCACUUGGUGUAAUGCUCCGCAUAUAUUUGGAAACUGGUGAUAGCUAUAAUUCCAAUGAGAUCUUGAAAUCCAUGUUGGAGACAAAUUUUGGUCUAUCUGCAGCAUGCCAAUUGAUCUGCAAAUUUGCUAGGGAAGGGAAUAUAGCGCGGGCUCAGUUCUUAUACGACCAAUUAAUUAAAUUAGGUUUCAGACCUGAGGACUCUGCAGCUGCUUCUUUAAUUACUCGAUAUGGUCAGAUCCAGCAGUUAGAACAAGCCCAGGAAGUUUUUAAGUCAGCGUCGAACUCUUUGGCAAUAGGAGCAACUCUUUGCAAUGCCAUGGUUGAUGCUUUUUGCAAAUGUGGCAAAGUUGAUGAAGCAAACCAACUCUACAGGGAAUCAGUUAGUCUCGGCAAUACGCAAGAUGCAGUCACUAUCAGCAUACUUGUAAAUGCUUUAGCUAAGCAUGGGAAACAUCAGGAGGCAGAGUGCAUUAUCAAUCGAAGUUUGGACUAUGAAGUGGCACUUGAUACUGUUGCAUAUAAUACUUUUAUUAAGUCUAUGCUAGAUGCAGGUAAGUUGCACUCCGCCAUCAGUAUAUAUGAUCGCAUGAUCUCUUCUGGUGUGCCUCCGUCUCUUCAAACUUACAACACAAUGAUUAGUGUUUAUGGCCAAGGAGGCAAAUUGGAGAACGCUAUUGAGAUGUUUAAUGCUGCGAAGGACUUGGGCUUUUCUGUUGAUGAGAAAGCAUACACAAAUAUGCUUACCUACUAUGGGAAAGCUGGUCGGUGCCCGGAGGCAUCUCUAUUAUUCAGUAAAAUGAAGGAAGAUGGAAUUAUACCUGGAAAGAUCAGUUACAAUUCCAUGAUCAACGUCUACGCCACUUCUGGUCUACACCGCAAAGUGGAAAUCCUUUUCCAAGAGAUGCUGGAAACUGGGCAUCGUCCCGAUUCUUUUACCUAUCUCGCACUGAUCCGAGCCUACACCGAAAGUGGAAAUUACCUCAAAGUGGAGGAAACAAUUCAUGAAAUGCUAAACGAGGGGAUAACUCCCUCGUGUUCCCAUUUCAAUCACCUCAUUUUCGCCCUUUUAAAGGAAGGGCUUAUUCUAGAAGCCCAAAGAAUGUACAACCAAAUGCGGCAAAUGGAGAUAGCUCCUGAUUUGGCUUGUUGUAGAAGCAUGAUGAGGGCUUAUUUGGAUUACGGUCUUAUAAACGAAGGCAUUUCUUUCUUUGAGACAAUCAACGAGUCUAUAAAGCCCGACAGUUUCAUCUUCAGUGCGGCCAUUCAUCUCUACGAGUACGCGGGAAAAGAAUCUGAAGCUGGGGAUAUUUUCGACACGAUGAAUAUAUUAGGUCUCUUGUUUCUGAGAAAUUUAAGGGUCGGAGCGAAGUGUGAAACUGCAUCGGAAGCUAACACUAGAAUUCAAACUGAGGGUGGGGAAGUACACUGUAUAUAGGCGAAUAUAGUGGAUAACUUCGAUGAAGCGGCAUCGAAUGAAUUCUGAUAUGGCUGAGAAACUGCAACAUAAUUUACUACUGGUCCAUAACGUAUCGUAUUUGAUUUUUUGGUGACAGAGAGAGAUUAGUGACAAAUGCAUCGAGAUCGAGAUUGAGGUCGAGAGAUUGAAAGAGAUAGAUCGGGGAAUCAUUGGGCCAAGGAUCGGACAGGCACGCUCCAACUGCAGGCCAUUUUGCAUCAACAGACCAUCAGUCUUUUCCUGAUUUUGCAGUUUAAAACCCACAUCUUUGUUUGUUCUCGAAACUGUCGUAUAAAAUAUCUCCAGCACCUGGCGCGAACUGAGUCCAUAGAUAUGAAUUACAAAAUGUGCCAGGUUGUGUUUCAUGUCAUAAAAAGGAGAUUUUAGUCUCGAAUUGCAGAAACAGAAAUCUGUGGGUUAAAACUGCAAAAUCGAAAAGAACAAUGUGUAUGUAUUACUUCCGCGAAAUCCCUCAAAUGUUUCAGAUUGAACUUAAGGAGCCAUGGUAUGUUAACAACCAAGCUGAAAAAUUUUGCUUGCUGAUGAGGAGAAAUAAAUUCAUUUUUCGUCGAAUAUUUGUAUCUCUGUUACUGUUUCAAAUGUGGUUAGCAUAGAAUGGUUCAUAAACUGGUGAGAAAAUGAGGUGGAUGGUGUAAAAUUCUUCUGAUGUCUUUUGGUUUUAUGUAUACUGUUAUAUUACUUGCAAGUAACUCUUGUGAGUUAUUUUUGUCAAAAAGUGCAUAAUAUUACUAGCAAUUUUCUUGGUUUUA